UGAAAUUCAUUUAUAUUGGCUUUUGCAUAAUAAAUUUUCAAGUCAUAUUAUUUAUUUUCCGGCACAAAAUUACUAAUUGAUGGUUGGAUUAUUUACGAUAAUGUAACUUUUAUGUAUAUCUCAUCCAUUUAAAUAAUGUUUCCAUGCAAAUUACCAUUUUAUAUUUCUCCCGCCAUUUAUUUAAACACGUUCCACCGGAAAUUUGUCUAUAGAUGCGUUUGUUUCCGAAAAGUGAACGUUUCACGAGUCAACAGCAACGUCUUUCGAGAAGUUCUAGGCGCUGUGUGUGACAUUUUUCGUUCAUUUAUCCGUCAUCCAAUGUUUAAUGUGAUGAAAUAACACGUUGGUUAGCGUAUAUUUACGAUAUUAGUGUUCAUAGACGUAAUUAAGUAAUCUUACGAUUACGAUAUAAGCUAAUAUGGGCGACGAAAGCCACCCGAAAACUCUCUACGUCGGUAAUUUAGACGCGAGUGUGACAGAAGAUUUCCUAUGCGCGUUAUUUGGACAAAUAGGCGAGGUUAAAGGCUGUAAGAUAAUUCGUGAGCCUGGUAAUGAUCCUUAUGCAUUUCUCGAGUUUACAAAUCAUUCGGCAGCGGCUACAGCCCUGGCCGCCAUGAACAAACGAGUGUUCCUCGAUAAAGAAAUGAAGGUUAACUGGGCUACGAGUCCUGGCAAUCAGCCGAAGACGGAUACUAGCAAUCACCACCACAUAUUUGUUGGUGAUCUAUCGCCGGAGAUCGAGACCCAUAUAUUGCGUGAGGCUUUUGCACCUUUCGGUGAGAUAUCAAAUUGUCGGAUAGUCCGCGACCCACAAACGCUCAAAUCUAAAGGGUACGCUUUUGUUUCAUUCGUCAAAAAAGCCGAUGCUGAAGCUGCAAUCCAAGCUAUGAACGGGCAGUGGUUAGGCUCACGUUCCAUACGCACGAACUGGUCAACUCGUAAACCACCAACCAAUAGACCAAACGAGGGCGCGCCGAGUAGCAAGAGAGCCAAACAGCCAACCUUUGAUGAAGUUUACAAUCAAAGCUCACCAACAAACACAACUGUUUACUGCGGAGGAUUCACAAGCAAUGUAAUUACUGAGGAAUUAAUGCAAAGCACAUUCUCACAAUUUGGCCAGAUACAAGAUAUAAGAGUGUUCAGGGAUAAGGGCUAUGCGUUUAUUAGGUUCACAACAAAAGAGGCAGCAGCUCAUGCCAUUGAAGCUACUCAUAAUACAGAAAUUAGUGGGCACACAGUCAAAUGUUUCUGGGGUAAAGAAAACGGAGGAGGUGAUAAUCAGAGUACGAAUAAUGCACCACCUUCUGCACCAGCUACCAUGGGAGCACAAACACAAUACCCAUACCCAUACCAGCAAGGCAUGGGUUACUGGUAUGCCCAGGGUUACCCCGCGUUACAAGGCUACAUGCCGCCUGGGUAUUAUCAGCAGUACGCGGCCGCCUAUAGCAGCCCGCAAGCGGCAGCGGCAGCCGGGUACCGCAUGAGCAUGCCCGGGGGCGGGGGUGCGGGCGCGGGCGGCGCGGCAUGGGGCGGGGCGCCGCCCGUCAUGUACGCGAGCGCCGCCAUGCCCUCCGCGCAGUACCCCUCGCAGUAGCCCCGCGACCACGACCGCGACCGCACACUACCGCGAACCGCGCGCGACUGAGAAUACACACCCCCUACUCUACUCCCCCCGGCACACGACACGCGACCUCGAAUGAAAACAAACGACUGUCGCCUCACUGAGUGUGACGUCAGCUAUCCGCAGCCGCGCGAUUGUAAACAGACGACUGUCGCUUGUGACGGCAGCCAUCGGCGGCCGCGCGAUUGAAAACAAACGACUGUCGCCUCACUCAGUGUGACGUCAUCUAUUCGCAGCCGCGCGAUUGAAAACAAACGACUGUCGC
This is a messenger RNA of Chilo suppressalis (striped riceborer), 1886 nucleotides long. NCBI's taxonomy places the organism in Eukaryota, Metazoa, Arthropoda, Insecta, Lepidoptera, Crambidae. The record is from the annotation of a GenBank genome assembly.